CCACUCUCUCCACUCCCUGCCCCUCACCCAUAGGCUUGCCCAACUCAAGCUCCAGGCGGAGAUUUGUCAGAACCGUUCGGUUGAGAUUGAUUAUGAUUGCGGCAGAUGGGCUGGAUUUGACGGCACAGAUCCUAAGCAGCUUCGGGUGUGUGUGUGUUGGGCGGGGGGCGGAGGGGUGCAGAGGGGCGGGGAGCGGACGAGGGGUGGGAAUGCACGGGCCCGAGCUGCCUGGUUGGGAGCUCAAGCCGCACAGCCCUGCCGGGCGCACCGCCGCUGCUCUUGAACGCGCGCCUUCAGAGAGGCCGCCAGGAGCGCGAGUGAGACUUGGGUUGGCCAGCAGGGCGCAGGGGGCUCCCUGAGGCAGAGCGGGCGGGCCAGCAGGCGGCGGAACACAAAGCCGGGGAGAGUGAGGGAGCGCGAGUGCCGGGCCGAGGAGUGGCGCCCGCGGUCAAGGCUUCCUUGGCGCGCUCUGGACAUGGCAAGUUUGUCAACUCCGGGCUUGGUGGUCAGCGCUCUACUGACACCGAAGUGACAGCGCGCUGCAGGGUCCGCCCCGGGGCCGCUGCAAAAUGCUCCACCACAGGCCAGGGAGAAGUUGGCGGUGGCCAGACUGCAGCGGGAAGUUGCCCAAAGGACAAGUGAGGGGGCCAUGCAUGAGAAGCUGAUCCAUGAACUGGAAGAGGAGAGGCACUUGCGUCUUCAAAGUGAGAAGCGGUUGCGGGAGGUGACCCGUGAGUCUGAGUGCAACAGAAUUCAGAUGCAAGGUCUUCAGCAGCAGUUCUCUAGGAUGGAAGAAACAGUACGAAAUCUAUUGCAGAGUCAAGGAUCUUCAGAGCAGAAAAAAGAAGAAGCUGUUAACACAAUGGUCUAUCAGGAAAGGCUGUCAGAGGAAGAAAGAAAACACAAGGAAGCCUUGGAAGAUCUUCACAUGGUGGUAGAUGAGGAUUCGAGGAGCGAAAGCAGCAGCACAGAUGAGGGAAAAGACAAGACGAAAUUGCUGUUAGAAAGAUUGAAAGCUCUUGAGGCAGAGAAUUCAGCAUUGGCUUUGGAAAAUGAAAAUCAAAGGGAACAGUAUGAGCGAUGUCUUGAUGAGGUAGCCAACCAAGUUGUGCAAGCUCUGCUCACUCAAAAGGAUCUGAGGGAGGAAUGUGUAAAGCUGAAAACCAGAGUGUUUGAUUUAGAACAACAGAAUCGAACGCUAAGUAUUCUGUUCCAGCAGCGAGUGAGACCAACUUCUGAUCUGCUCCUCCAGAAACUUCAUUCACGCAUCUUAGAUCUUUCAUCCGGAGAUUUGCUCUCGGAGGUAGAAAGAAACCGAAGUCUGGCUCAGUCGCUAACGGAUGUCGAGCUGCAUGAACACCCACUGAAUGCAAAAUCAGGAAUCCCCGCCUUGAAAUGCCCCAGCUUGGGGAUUGUUGUCCCUGGUCAUCUCUGUCCUCGAAACAGCUGUAGCAGCAGCGAACUAUCUCUUUCAAGCACCUGCAGUGAGUACUCCAGCAGCUCCUCCUACACCUGGCAUGAUGGGAAAAACCUCAGGAAAAUGCAGUCAUCACAGAACUGGGAUAAAAGGCGAAGUGUUGAUUCUUCCCUCCCAAGUGGCUUUGCCAGUCCUCCCGAUGAACUACCUCCCACUCGCAUCAAGGAAUGCCACAUUUUGGAAGGACUAAGGAAGCUGCAGAAGCGAAAAACAUUAGUUGAACCCUCAUCUGUGAUAACCAAAUGGGGUUAUAAAGACUGCAUGAACUCAAAUGAAGGAAUAUAUUCUCCAGGAGUGAAGUGUAACAGCCUCAAGGAAUAUCCCCCCUACAAACAAGGAGACCCUGUGAGCCCCUGGAAGGAGCCAUACAAGGCAUUUGUUUAUGAAGCAGAUUCCUAUGAUAAUGCCGAUGAUGAGUCCUCUUCCUUAGCAUUGCUACAAACAGUUCCAAGUCAGGGCUGCAGGCUUCAUGGCAGCAAAUUAACCCACAGUGUUUCCGACAGUCUCAUUGGCUGGGAGCCAUACAGAAAACACUUCUCCGAAGGCACAUUCUCAGUGUAUCCCAAGGAAAGGCCUGAAAAGCUGUUGCAUUGUGCCAGCAACUGUCCCUUGCAGAGGAAGUGGUUCCCAAGCUUGCAGUCAUCUCAGCUGCAGAGCGACAAGGGCCCCCACAUUCAGGGCCGCAGCCACAUGGCUGCUGGUUUUCAGCUUUCAGACACAGAUGACAAUGACACUCUUGAUGAGUUGCACAUUGAGAGCAGUGAUGAGAAGAGCCCUUCAGAUUUGUCAUUGACAGCUGAUACUGACAAGUCCACAGAGAACCUGGACAUGCUUGUGGAAUUGGGUAGAUCUCACCAUGACUCUCCUGACAAGCAUUCAAUGCAGGUGCCCAUCCACUUAGAGACUAGGCCCAAGACAUUCAGCUUCAUUAAGCAGCAAAGGGUGGUGAAAAGGACUUCUUCGGAAGAAUGCAUCACUGUAAUAUUUGAUGCGGAAGAUGGGGAACCCAUUCAGUUCAGCUCUCAGCAGACUGGAAUUGUCACUCUUACCACAAAUGAAAUUUCUAUUGAUGCAACCCCUGAUCCACCCACAGGAGAACACACUGGAAUUUCGCCUCAGGGAAAUGCCCCUUUCCAGCCAAGCUGUGCUGCAAGAGACUGUACUUUUUUAAAGAGAUCAGGAGAGGAAGAUGAAAAGAACAUUCCAAAACAUAAUGUAGAUGAUAUUCCCACAUCAUCCAUUGAAUCUUUCAGCCCCAGGACAGUAACACCAGAUACUCAGCAACCAAAGCUGACUAAAGCAACACACAGAGCAUCAAACCAGAGUCAUCCCAGGCCAUCGGUAUCUCUGGGUGUCCAUCAGAAGCACAGUCUGACAAAGAUGCCUGCCAGGGGCAAGGUUUCACCCCAGAAAACAAGAGUCAUAGAGGCUGAAACCUGCAUAUUCAGGCCCUCUUCUGGCCCUAUGACUCUUGAGAAGUCACCAUCCUGCAUGCCCAUGAAACUUUCACAGAUCACAAAGACUGAAAACUCUGGACCCCUCUCGGAUUUACAAGCAGAUUCUCACAUUCCAAAGCACCCUGCACAGCUUUCUCAUGGCUCCAGAAUGCCCAACAGGAGGGACUGGGCCCCGUGCUCCAAGAGGCAGACUCCAAGGUCACGGUCAAGGGCCCUCAUGGAGCCUAGCAACAGUGAAGACCCCCCAAUGAAGGACAGACUCUGUGAUUCUGGGCCAGAAGCAGAAUUCAAGUCCCCUUCCCCGCCAACCCCUCCAGACAGGUCGGUCUCCCUGCUGAUCAGGGCUAGUCAUGACUGUUCACCAAUGGCUUCAUCUGCCAGGCCUGAAACCAGGAUCCCUGGUGAAUCACCAAGGACCAUCUUCAAAUGCCCCCUGCUGAAGGGACCCUCUACCCCUGCUGUUUCUUCUCAGGCCACAGCAGAAACACAAAGGAAAAAGCCUUCCAUGGCCUUCAGAAAGCCCACUCUCACUCACUCUGUGCCCCCUGCAGAGGCAGCAAUUCAAGCCAGAUGCCCUGCUCACAGUCCCUCCUCUACCUCAUCUAGGGUAACUCCAGGACCACCCAGGGCUUCUCCAAAGAGAGGCAUCCCCAGAACCUCUCCUCACCAAAUCCUUGGAACUGCACACACGGACUUAGGGUUACAGACUCCCAAGGGUUCUCCAUCAAUCCAAGAGUCCCUGGAAACAGCAUCCUGCAAAACCAUAUCUCCAGGUAGAAAAGAGCAGGUAAAUGACAGUGUCCCCACACCCCCCAAGCCUUCCUUCUUUGUGAUGAAUGAAUCAGCAUCACCUCAGAUGAAUAGCCCUCCAUCUUCAUCAUCAUUCUACAAAAGCCAGUAUGCGCCUCAAGGUUGUCCAAACACUCCAGAGAAAGGACUGAAAACCCGCCUCCCAGUGGGACUCAAAGUUCUCGUUAAGUCUCCCCAGUUGCUCAGGAAAAGUUCCACAGUCCCAGGAAAGCAAGAAAAAGAUAGUUUCAAUGAAGCCUCUAAAAUUAGUUCUGGGGCUGUAAGCAAGGCCAAACCCAAGGGAUACAUGGCUCCAGCAAGCCUUGAGACUAACAGAGAGGACAGAGACGCAUCUGCACUGGAUUUGCAGAGGCAAAACAGUGCAGCGGAUGGGCUUCCCGCAGAAACAACACUGCCAGAGUCCUUUGAAAACAGUAGCCCCGGGGCUGAGGGGAGAGAUGGACAAGAGAACCGAUCUGUGAAAAGAUCCCUGUCCUCCAGCAAGCCACACUUGAAGCCAGCCCUCGGCAUGAAUGGCGCCAAGGCCCGCAGCCAGAGCUUCAGCGCUCACUCAGGAGACAAGCCCUCCACACCGGCCACCAUGGAAGGGCCCGGAAAAGUCCGAACUCAGAUUAUUACCAACACUGCUGACAGGGGAAAUUCUCUUACCCGGCAGAACUCCAAUGUGGAAGGUGUUUUCAACAAGACCCCUUCUGUUCCUAUGCCUGAGAGCCUUCUGGGUGCUGGGAGGCCCCUGGGCCACUCAUCUUCCAAGAACGGCUCCCUGGGGGGUACAGACAGCACCAGCAGCCAGCAUGGGAGCCCUAGUAAGUUGCCUUUGAGGAUCCCUCCAAAACCCGAAGGGGUCCUCCCACCUGGAGCAGAGUCCCCACAGACAUACACUCAGGAAGAAUGUCCCAGUGUGCCCGUACCUGUAGAACCAGGAAGUGACCACUGCAGGUGCGUAGCCAUGCCAAUGGACUGCCCUGGGGCCUUGCCGAGCCCAGGCAGGACACAGCAUCCCAGCAGUUUUGAAACAAGCAGGGUAUCCAAGGUGGAAACUGCUGAAAGGCAUCCAGAUGCCUCUACAACCAGGACUGGUACUAUGGAUCCAGAAGCGCCCCUGUCACCCACAAUCGAAGAAAAGGUCAUGUUGUGCAUUCAGGAAAAUGUUGAAAAGGGCCAAGUGCAAACAAAGUCGACCUCUGUGGAAGCGAGGCAGAAGCCAGGGCCUUCAUUCGCCAACUGGUUUGGUUUUCGGAAGAGCCGACUUCCAGCUCUCAGUAGCAGAAAAAUGGAUGUUCCCAAAACCAAAGUGGAGAAGAAAGAUGCAAAAGUGCUGGGAUUUGGAAACAAACAGCUAAAAUCAGACAGAAAAAAAGAGAAAAAGAAGCCCGAGCUGCAAUAUGGGAUGGGAAAUGGGCUUAGCAAGGAUACGGAAUCAGCACAUGGGCCGGAUGAUGGCUCAUCGAGCAAAACCAGUGCGAAAAUGCCACAGAACAUUUACAGCCAAACGAAAUUUGAACCCAGAAGUAGAACCAUCCCAGUCACAAGUCCAACAAAUGACACCUUCAUGACAGAACUGUUGAACAGAGUUGAUAAGAAAGUAGCCCAACAGACAGAAAGUGGAUCAAAUAAUAUUUCCUGCAGGAGUGUGUUAAAGGGCAGUUCCCAGAGCUCUUCCACACCAGGAAACCACAAGAAAAACACCAGGACCAAAGCUGAUACGGAAACGCCUAGAGACUCCCUGAUAAAAGGAGAGAAUGACAACUCGCAAGAGGAUGAAGAGGGUGCUGUUGCAGAUUCCGCAUUUCAGAGCCACGUCAUAGAAUCAAACUGCCAGAUGAGGACACUGGACAGUGGAAUCGGAACCUUCCCUCUCCCAGACUCGGGAAAUCGCUCGAUGGGACGGUACCUGUGCCAGCCGGACUCUGCAGAGGACACCGAGCCCCUGCUAACUCUACAGCCCUCCCCACCUGUAGCAUGUUCCAUCAGAGCCCAGACCCUAGAACGACAAGUGCCUUCCUCCACACAGAGCCAGCUCUCUGCAGAGCGUGCCAUAGCUCAUUCCACAUCCGACCCCAUCAUGCUGGCCAGAGGGGCACAGCCUCUUCACAGCUGCCUCCCUAAACCAGCCUCCUCAGGAAAGUUUGAUUCACAAAAGCAGGGUGAAGCCAAGCCAGGGCCGCAGACCUGCUCAUCAUUUGAAUAUGCCAACGACUCCAUGGCUACAGAGCAACUUCCAGGCUGGAAGAGUGAAGACAGUGCCGCCGAGACCCAGAAAUUGAAACAAGUUGAAGAAACAGAAGAGCCUGAGAAUAGAUUAUCGAAAGCUUCCAUGGAAUCAUUCAAUAAAUUUAACAGCAAAUCUGUAAUUUUAUUAGGAAAAGAAAAGAACUGUCUUAACAAGGUCGAAGGACAAAAGGAAGAGAAAGAAAAGAACGAGGAAGCGUCUUUGAGUAGCUCAGACAGGCCUGGGCUAGAUAACUUGGAGUCUUUGAGUGAUUCUUUAUAUGACAGCUUCUCUUCUUGUGCAAGUCAAGGUUCAAAUGAUACAUAAAAGCUUUCUCCCCCCUCUUCCCUUGGGACUGGGAACAGAGGUAGACCAUGACAGGAAAUGUUUGCAACUCCAUGCCCACAUUGUCAUAUUCAAGGCAGGCAACACACCAGAGCUUGUUUCUCUGGCAGGGCAAUAGAGCCAGACCCCACUUGUUGUGUUUCAAGAGGGUGAAAAGUAAACACAUCCAUGACACAGAAUUCUAAAAAUUUGCACUUUUUUUUUUGAAAACUUGUAUAGAAGUUGUAAAUUUUUUUUUGAAAAGAAAUUAUAUUUGUAGCGAAAAGAAGGAAACAGCAAUAAAUGGAGUCAGCGCCAUGCUCUUGAAAUGAUGUACAGAGUCCUAGAGACGGAUGAUAAUAUAUUUUUGUAACAAUUACAGUCGUCUGUUGUGAAGUCCGCUGUCCCCGACUGUAAACCUAACACACGGCCUGCAGGAGAAGACAGGCAUCAAUCUCAUCUUCAUCUCACCGUCUCAGUUUGAUGGAAAGUUCCCUCCUAGCGUAAUUUGAAAGUUGUUGCCAGAGAUUCAGGUUGGAGUCAUACAUGUAAUUCGGUUUCAGCUGACAAAUGAGAAGGGCACUGAAGUGUGGACGCGGAUUCCAGGUGUGAGGCUGAAUCAAAAUCACCCCGCUUCUCCUUCCAAGACCCAGCUUUGCCUCCCAGCAUUUCUUCACACCCUUGUCUACUUAGUGCUUCUCUGUGAUCCUGAAUAUAAUCUGUUGAUUUUUAUCUUCCUGCUCUUUUUAUUAAAAAUCUGGGCACUCUGGAAAGCACAUUUCUAUUGACAGUGUUCCCUUUUUAAAUAAAACGAAUGCUCGGUGCUAUAAAAAAUUCUUACUUUUUAAUAUUUUUUCUACAAAGACUGUUUAUAUGUAAGGAUAAAUUCUAUUUUAAAGGUUGUGUGUAUUUUUUUCUAGAUGUGCACUAUUUAUAACUGCUUUUGUACAGGAGCUUGUAAACUAGACCUAAUAGAACUAUUUUUAGGACCCAUAUGGUUACUUUAGCACACACUUGUUUCUUUGAAGAGUGUUAUUGUAAGUUCAGUGUUAACUCGGUUAAUUUGUGCAAUUUGCUACAUUGGAAUUUUGCUAUCUUAAAUGAAACAAUGUAAAAUGCCUUUGUCCUUCCUAAGGUUCAAAAUCCCUUUCGUUUCUUUUCUGAAUAAAAAUCCUAUCGCCCUUAAA
Molecule: messenger RNA, 7467 nt
Organism: Ochotona princeps (American pika)
Lineage: Eukaryota; Metazoa; Chordata; Mammalia; Lagomorpha; Ochotonidae
Gene: NCKAP5
Product: NCK associated protein 5
Exons: 16
Coding region: 650-6283 (1877 amino acids)
Biological process (GO): microtubule bundle formation; microtubule depolymerization
Cellular component (GO): microtubule plus-end
Source: RefSeq, a predicted model, not a curated record